AUGACGCUGGCCCCCGACCUGACGGGCUCGGAGGCGGCCUGGCGGCUGGCGCCGUACAUCUGGACGCACCAGUACACGCACCUCUCGCCCGCGACGUGCUUCGUGGUCGACGACGGCGCCGGCAGGGCGGUGGGGUACUGCAUCGGGUGCCCGAGCGUCGCGGCCUUCGUGGACGCCUACGGGCGGUACGUGGACGAGGUGCUGGAGCCGUCGGCCGAGGUGUCCCGGCCGGGGGACGUGGCGGGCCGGAGGGAGCCGUGGCUGCUCGAGGGGGCUUCGUCCAUCAACGAGACGUGCCUGGCGCAGACGGCGUACAACCCGCGGUGGCUGCUGGUGGAGGGCAACGAGGACGUGCUGGGGGAGGGGUACCGGGCGACGAUGCACGUCGACCUGCUGGAGCCGUGGCAGGGCAAGGGCUGGGGCCGGAGGCUGGUCGAGCGGUUCGUGGAGGAGGUGAGGGCGCGGAGGGCGGGCGACUGCAAGGGGAUCGGCAUCGGGGUCGCGAGCUCCAACCGGAAAGUGGUCGCGUUCUACGAGAAGCUGGGGUUCCGGGAGUGGGAGGAGAAGGACCCUGAGGCGAGCGGGAUCCGCAUGGUGAAGGACCUGUGA
This is a messenger RNA of Clonostachys solani, 609 nucleotides long. Lineage: Eukaryota; Fungi; Ascomycota; Sordariomycetes; Hypocreales; Bionectriaceae. The record is from the annotation of a GenBank genome assembly.